GUUUAAUUUCAUAUUUCAGUGUUCUUAUCCAUGAAAAUGUUUUCCCUUGCAUCAAGAAUAAGCAACUCGAAGAAGAAAAUGAAAGAUGAAGGAAGGAACUCGAUUCGAAAGUAAAGGAAGUUGCAGCAGAGGUCUUUCAUGUUUCCUGUCAAACAGAAAGAGAUACCACUUUUACGCCUGAUGAUGUAUCAAAGUCAAAAAUUAAGAACUUAUUUGAAUUUUAUACUGGGUUAACAUUUUCAAGAUUUGUAAUGCUAUUGUCUAUGAGGAGAAAAGGAACGAAGCUCAAAUGGACAGAUUUCCUUUGUCACAACAACUGUUCAUGUACUUGUGUCGACUUAGAAAUGGUUUACAUGUUAAAGAUCUGGCAUUUAGAUUCAAUGUAAAGGUUCAGACAGUGUCAACAGUUGUAAAUGGAGUGGCCAAGUAUAUGUAUUUAAGAUUAGGCUCACUAAGCUACUGGCCUCAUCGAAAUGUCAUUAUAGAUAAUAUGCCAGAAUCAUUUAAAAUAGAAUUUCCAACUUGUUUAGCCAUUUUAGAUUGUACUGAAUUGAAAACAGAGAAGCCAUCAUCUCUGAAACAACAAAGUCAGUGUUACUCGGACUACAAGUCCUCAAAUACAUUGAAAGGUCUUGUUGUAUGUGACCCUAGGGGUUCAGUUUUAUUUGUGUCAGAUUUGUAUUCUGGAAGUAUUUCUGAUAAUGAUAUUAUUGAACAGUGUGGUUUUUAUGAGUUUUUAAGGCACUUGAAAGAAAAAGAAUUUAUAUUGUCUAAUGAUGCAUUAAUGGCAGACAAAGGUUUCCUUAUUGAAAAGGAAUUGACUCUACUAGACCUAAGGUUAAAUAUACCCCCUUUAGCAUCAAGUGCAAAGUCACUUAAUUAGUGCAGGAGAAGUGAAUCUUACUCGACAAAUUGCAUCUCAUAGGAUACAUAUUGAAAGAGCAAUAAAUCAAAUUAAAUGUUUUAAGUUACUGAAGAGAAAAAUUCCUGUAAGUAUGUUUAAAUGUAUCAAUGCACACUGGUUUAUUGCAGCAAUACUGACAAAUUUUCAAGACACUUAAGUAAAAGU
This is a messenger RNA of Saccostrea echinata, 1069 nucleotides long. Its product is annotated as putative nuclease HARBI1. NCBI's taxonomy places the organism in Eukaryota, Metazoa, Mollusca, Bivalvia, Ostreida, Ostreidae. The record is from RefSeq and is a predicted model, not a curated record. The transcript has a single exon. The coding region runs from base 290 to 883 and encodes 197 amino acids.